This is a messenger RNA of Lineus longissimus, 1514 nucleotides long. RefSeq names its product zinc finger protein 239-like. Gene Ontology annotation, biological process: regulation of transcription by RNA polymerase II. The record is from RefSeq and is a predicted model, not a curated record. The coding region runs from base 204 to 830 and encodes 208 amino acids. The transcript is spliced from 3 exons. NCBI's taxonomy places the organism in Eukaryota, Metazoa, Nemertea, Pilidiophora, Heteronemertea, Lineidae. Gene Ontology annotation, molecular function: RNA polymerase II cis-regulatory region sequence-specific DNA binding; DNA-binding transcription factor activity, RNA polymerase II-specific.
CGGUCACAUCUGAAAGCUCAUGCGUGAGCUAAUCUGACUGGUGACCCCCGCACAAUGUGGAGACCAAAUAUAGAUUAUUGUUGUUCAAAUUGUAGCAGAGACUUGUCUUUAAAAGUAGAAAAGAGACAAAAUCUUCCUGUUCGGGGAGGAGACUUCGAACAUCUUUCACAUCAUGGUAAUUGAUUCCCGAUUUCUAAUUUCAGAUGUCUCAUUUUAACCAACUAUUCACUGGGAAUUGUCUGAAACCUUUCAAGUGCUCAAUCUGUAGUAAAUCAUUCACCAAGAAAUCGCAUCUAGACGCGCAUCUCAGGUCCCAUACUGGGGAAAAACCAUUCAAGUGCAGGUUCUGUGGGCGUGGCUUCACUCAGAAGGGCCACGCUAACAUACAUGAGAGGAUUCAUACAGGAGAGAAACCAUAUGAUUGUAAAAUAUCUCGGUAUUGCCGGCCUCCUGGUUUGCAUGCAGGGUGGAGCUCACCACUGAAGCCUCUGACAUGUCCUUACUGUAACAAGUCCUUCCAGUUGAAAAGUUCCCUCAAAAUUCAUCUUCGGAUGCACGCUGGUGAAAAAAUAUUCAGCUGUUCGUAUUGUGGCAAGGGCUUUGCUACGAAAGGAAACUUGAAAACUCAUGAGCGUAUUCAUACAGGAGAAAAACCAUAUAAGUGUUCGUUCUGUGGUAAAGCCUUCAGUAGGAAGCAGCAUGUUGAAACUCAUGAGCGUAUUCACACAGGAGAGAAACCAUACGAAUGUCCUGUUUGUAAGAAGAGAUUUUCUGAUAUUUCGGGGUUGAGGCAGCAUAAAACGGUUCAUUUGAAUGUUCAGAGCACAUAGUAUAGUUUGAAGGAAGUUUUGAGGCGUUUUUCGUUCUGCUCAUUGGACUCAGCAGAUAGGAGGGAGAUAGAAAAUUGGCCCUAGUGCCAAUUUUCUUGACCUUCCCCCUUCCAAAAGCUGUGAAGGAAACACGUGAGGAAUUCAUAUUCCCCUCUAUCCUUCGAGUUCCAUAUCUAGGUCUCUCUGUGACUUCUUCAUUUCUUUCUGACAGAGAUGUCAAAUUUCCGAUUUUAGACACAUUAUAUAGCCUCUUCCUCUUACUUAAUGGUACACUUGAGAGCUGGAGUAUAAAGAUCUCUGUUGCAACUCCCUGCGGAUCUUUGAAUUUUCUAAAUUGGACCAAAAAUAAGCAUUUCAGAGGGGGUUUUGUGCUAGUGAGUGCUGGUCAUAUCAAUGUUCUUAUAACUUUUGCUGUACGACAGGUUUGAGAAACUCAAUUUUCAGAAUCUGCUGAAGUUGUGUUAGUUGAUAGUGAUGGAAAGCAUUCGUCAUCCCUAAAUGGAUUUCCCAUAGUUUACUUGCAGGUUUCUCUGAACAGCAGGACAGGUUCGAUUGAAGUUGAAUCCCAUGAAAGUUCUAAUACUGUGCAUGUGAUAAGCCCUUUAUCUCUAAAGGUUGUCUGGAAAAUCAUGUUUCGGAUCCACCCUGGCGAAAACUUUAGUUGUUCUGACUGUGGCCAGGGUU